Messenger RNA from Filobasidium floriforme, 1027 nucleotides. Its product is annotated as NO signaling/Golgi transport ligand-binding domain-containing protein. The transcript is spliced from 5 exons. Gene Ontology annotation, biological process: endoplasmic reticulum to Golgi vesicle-mediated transport. Gene Ontology annotation, cellular component: TRAPPII protein complex; TRAPPI protein complex; TRAPPIII protein complex. The record is from RefSeq and is a predicted model, not a curated record. Lineage: Eukaryota; Fungi; Basidiomycota; Tremellomycetes; Filobasidiales; Filobasidiaceae. Bases 72 to 848 code for a protein of 258 amino acids.
CUGCGUCGGACAAUCCUUGAACCCCGAUACACUAGCAUAUUACAUCAAGCAUAUAGGCUUUCAACACCAUCAUGUUCAACCUGCAAUCCAACUCGGCGUCGUCCUCGCGAUACUCGUUGCCAGCAUCCGCACCUAGCCCUCCACCCAAUGCCAAUCAGACGAAACGUUCCUCUUCUUACCUCUCUACCGGGUUCACCAACCUCUCCAUCUCAGGCAUCGGUUCCUCUUCUUCCAAUAACGAUCUGGCUAGCCCAGCAGGGAGAGGUGGGGAGAUGAACAUCCUCGAUCGACCGAUCAACAAGAGUCGGGGGUUCGAAGUGGGGUUACCGGCGUGGGCGUUCCUGUUCAGCGAGAUUGUCAGUUAUAGUCAGACGAGGGUGGACAGCGUAGCAGACCUGGAAAAGAGACUAUCGACAUUAGGAAGAGAAGCUGGCAUCCGGAUCAUAUCUCUUCACCUCCUGCGAGCAGCACAGACAAGUAACAACAAGGAUCCGAAAAAGGAAUACCGGUUGAUCCCAGCAUUACAGUUCAUACACACCCAGGUGUAUCGAUAUUGUUUCGGAAAGGCCGCGGACGGGUUGGAAAAGAGCGUCGAGGGGGACGACGAGUACAUGCUGACCUUGAAUAACCCGCCGUUGACGCAACAUAUCUCGAUACCAAAGGAUCUCUCACAAUUGAGCUGCGAGGCGUUCUCGGCCGGAAUUGUCGAGGGGGUGUUGGAAGGCUUGGACAUGCCUGCAAGAGUGACGGCGCAUACCGUACCAACCGACCAGUUCCCGCGGCGCACGGUGGUGCUGAUCAAGCUGGAUCGGAGCGUGUUGGAUCGGGAAGAAGGGCUGGGCAAGUGAGACCGUAUGAUAGUGAGAGACGUCUAUCGGGAUCAUGGAGAUAUAUGUAGCAUCCGGUGAUCAGCCAUGCACGUUCAAGUGCGAGUGGGCGGUAUCAUACUGUAGCAGGCAAUCGAAAUCGUAAACAACGGUCAGCCCUUUGAUGUCACGUGACUUUGAUGAGAUAAUUCAGAGAGAGA